Molecule: messenger RNA, 4062 nt
Organism: Laetiporus sulphureus 93-53
Lineage: Eukaryota; Fungi; Basidiomycota; Agaricomycetes; Polyporales; Laetiporaceae
Exons: 12
Coding region: 157-3879 (1240 amino acids)
Cellular component (GO): nucleus; cytoplasm
Molecular function (GO): mRNA binding
Source: RefSeq, a predicted model, not a curated record
ACGUAUACACACAUCUGGUCAGAACACAAAACACAAAACCUGUCUCCCCGUUUGGACCGCUACGCCUUGUCGCGAUACCUGCUCGUAUCUGCGGCGCAUUACUUGGUUUUCCCGUCAUAGGAUUCGUGUUUCUCGGACACCCGUCAUCUCUACGACAUGGCUUCUAACGCUGCCGAACUCAAAAAGAAGCACGACGGCAUUGAAGCACAAGACUCACCUCUGGCGUCCCCUGCAUCCCCUCCUGUUCCCACGAACGGUGAGCCGGAUAUCGAGUCUCAGUUCCCGUCGUUGGUCCCGUCCGCUGCUGCUUCUUCGAACAAGACAACAGGCCCCGCCUGGGGCUCUUCUGCCCCUCCAGCUAUCAGACCCUCGGUUCCCAAACAGCACAUAUACUCGGAUACAUUUAAUCUAUCCCAAGCGGACAUUGCUGCUGCUGGAAAGGAUGGCAAGCCCGUGUCGACAGGCGAGGUUAUGAAGCGGAUCAUGUCUCAGUGCCCUAAGGUCAAGCUUGAGGCAUCUACCAAUAAUCGGUUGCACCAAACGACGUUCUAUCUCAAGAGCGACUUGCAGAAGGAACUGGAGAAGGCAAAGCGCAUGCUCCUCGCUUACCUCAGUCCAGUGGUCACUUCGGUGCUGCAUGCUCCUGCCUCCACUAUCCCGAUCAUCAUCGGUCCCAAAGGCGCGAACCUUCACAAAGUGCGCGAACAGACCGGCGUGAAGGUCGACAUUCCCCGUCGUGACUCCAUCCCCGCUCUCAAUGGAAAUGGAGCUACUCACGGCGCAGCCACAUCUCUCGAUGACGGAGAGGAAGAGGAAGAGGCUACUGUUCCAGUCACCAUCACUGGUCCUCAGCCGCUGGUGCAGGAAGCGGCGGACAUGAUUAAUGUCAUAAUAGCUGCGAAACGCUCCCGUACGACACAACGUGUACGCGACAUCGCACCUCACAUCCUACCUUUCCUUACCCCGCGCCGCGCCCAGUUCGAGACCGCAGCCGACGGUGGUGAGAUCUCCCUCUCGCUCAACCAACCGGCACGCGAGAUUACUGUCUCUGGUGAACGCGAGGCGGUCGGACAUGUCAUAGAUUCCAUUCGGUCUGCCAUUAAUUACUUCACCGCUGAGAUUACGCAGUUGAAGAUAGUUCUUCCCAAGCGCCAGCAUCGUUUGCUCACGGGCAAGGACGCAGGGGAGAUCAUGACGAAGAGUAAAUGCGUUGUAAUUGUUCCCAAGCCGGAGGAGACCAGCGAGGAAAUCGUCGUCUGGGGCAAACCCACGGAUAUUGGUCUUGGCGUGCAAACAGUUAUGGAGAAGGCAAACUCGGCGUAUAUCCAUGAAUUCCCGCUCCCUGGCCCCAUCUCCGUCUCUCGUCAGCUGCUGACGUACAUCAUACGGGUCGGAUACGCGAAGGCACUGAGCAUGAACAACCCAGGAGCUUCGGUCUAUACGCCUGCGUUGUCUUCUAUCGAGAAGGCAUCUGCGCUCAACGUGGAUAUAGUUGGCGAGAAGCCUGCCGUCGAUGCCGCUGUUAGCCAGUUAUCGGCUUUGAUCGGCAAGCUUAUCGGUGCUACCAAGGAGCUGCAGAUUGACUGGCUCGUGCAUCCUUUUAUCAACUCUCACAAGAAUGCGAAGAAAAUCAAGGCGUACCAUGAUGCACAGAAUGUUCUGGUAUUCUUCCCGCCCGAAGACGAGGAGCAGUCCUCUGUUCUUCUCGUCUAUGACCCUACUUCGCCUUCUGCAUCUCCCUCCCCGGUCGAGAAAGCAAAGAAUCUUGAUGAAGUGGAGAAAGAGCUGCUCAAGAUGGCGCGCGAUGCAGCGGAUGUGAAGACCCAGGUAGUGACUGUUGAGAAGAAAUGGCACGAUGCUGUUACUGGCCGGGGCGGUACCACCCUGAACGCAAUCAUAGGUGAGGACAAAACACUUUCUAUUAAGGUUGGAGCGGAGGCUGGAGAUCCUUCCACCGAGGACGUCAUUCUUGUCCGUGGUAUCAGUGCCGAUGUCGACCGUGUAGUGAAGGAGAUCCUCGAGAUCGUUGAAAAUGCCAAGAACGACGAGAUUGUCAACAGCUAUGCGGUCGAGUUCGACAUUGAUAAGGUAUACGUCGGCCGGGUUGUGGGUGCACAGGGCGCGAGCGUCAACAGGCUGCGGGACACGCUUGGUGUUAAAAUCGACUUCGUUGACGAGACGGAGAGGGAGGAACAGUUUGUCGGCAAAAAAAAGAAAGCGGCACACCAAAAGUCGCAUGUCAAGAUCAUCGGUCGUAAGGAGAACGUCGAAGAAGCGAAGAAGCGCAUUCUCACCCAAGUGGAGAGACUGGCCGAUGAAACAUUCGAGAAGCUGAACAUCGAUCACAAGUAUCAUUCAAGUCUCAUCGGACAUGGUGGCAAGUAUGUCGUUCGCUUGGAGGAAAAGUACGGCGUCAAAAUCACUUUCCCUCGCGAUUCUGGGGAGAACGGCGAAGGCAGAACCAGAGAACAACUCGGUCUCAAUGAAGUUCUCCUCAAAGGGGGACGGAAGGGAGUUUCAGGUGCUAAAGCCGAGCUGCUUGACGCGGUCGAGUUCGAGAAGGAGUCGAACGUUGAGGAGCAUUUCACAGUCCCCACCCGGGCUGUCGCGCGGAUUCUGGGCAAAGCUGGUGCGACUAUCAACGAGAUCAAGGACAAGACAGGCGCACAGAUCGAUGUGGACAAGGCCAAUGACCUGGUUACCAACGUCACCAUUCGUGGUACGAAGGACUCUAUUGCUGAGGCUAAGGCAGAGAUUUUGGUCAUCUCAGAUCGAGUGGGUGAGGAAGCUACCGAAACCGUGGAAGUGGAGAGCCAGUUCCAUCGUACCAUCAUCGGAGCUGGUGGUCAAGGUCUCAGGGAUCUUAUCAUCCGCUGUGGCGGUCCGUCCGACUCAAAGACUCAAGCCGGCUUGGUUCGAUUCCCUCGCCAGGGAGAGUCGUCCACCGAGGUUCGCAUUCGUGGAGAGCCCAAGCUGGUUGCGAAGAUCAAGUCUGAGUUGGAGAAGACCGUCGCUACCAUUCGCGACCGCGUCACUCUCGCAGCCGAAGUCCCUGCUAGCCAACACCGUGCUCUUAUUGGCAGGGGAGGACAGCAUUUAAACGACAUUCAAAACCGAUUGGGCGUCCAGAUACAGUUUCCUGGCUCUCGCUCCUACCAUCAGGUAGGGGAGCCGGAGAACAUGUCAGACAUGGAUGCGGUCGACCCUGCGGACAUUGUCAAGAUCUCGGGCUCACGCACAGCAUGUGAAAAGGCUGUCGAAGAGUUGAAGACCCAGGUGAAGCCUGCUGCUCCUGAGUCUGUCACCGCUACAGUCAUCGUGCCGUUGAAAUACCACCAUGCGGUCACACAGCAAGGGAACUUCUUCCGCACUCUUCGCUCAUUCGGCGUUCAUGCCGAGCAGUCUGCACUUCCACAGCGGCCGGCAGUCCCUCCUUAUCCAGUAUCUCAGGCGGGUGUAAGUGAGGCUCGCAUCGAUGAUCCUGACGCUGGCGCUGCGGCACCUGAAGUGCAAUGGCAGGUCGUGCCCAACUACCAGGAUGCUGAGGAGGGCGAGUCGGAAUGGACAUUCAAAGCUUGGGACCAGGCGAGCUUGGAUCGUGCAUUAAAGCUGACUCAAGACGCCAUUGAGCAUGCCGAGAAAAUGUCACACGUUGGCUUCCUCACUCUUCCCGACCGCUUGUCAUUCCCCAGAAUUGUCGGAACGAAGGGUGCCAACAUUGGAAGGCUUCGCAACGAGAGUGGUGCUGACAUUACGGUCAGCCGCGAGGAUAGCACGAUUGUGAUCAUUGGAUCCGAGAGUGCUAUCGAAAUCGCAAAAGAGGCAAUCCUCAAGAUCGCGGCGAACAACACGCGCUCUCGUGGCCGCCGUGAUGCUUGAUGUCUGCAUCAUGCUAUUCAGUGCGUUUUAUAUAGGGUAAGUAGGUCGGUUCAAGGGCAGAUGGACGAAUCUGGACGGAUGCAUACACAAACUAGCUAUCGCAUAUACCUCCGUUUUCGCGCUUUGCGCUAUGGGCACAUAGACAAAUAUUAUAUACGUUCAUGCAAUCCGCCUUGAGAUCUU